GCCCGCUCCUCCCCAGCUGCUGCCGCCGCCCCUGCCGGAAGGGAAGCGGAGCAACCGGCAGUACCGAACCGCUCGGCGUAGCAUCCACGCAGCGGCAGCGGCCGCCGGCAGCGCGUGAGAUCGACGCGCGGCGACUUUCGCCGCCCUCCCAUAAAGCGCCGCCCCGAAUCGCAAAACCCGCCGAGAAGCUUUGUUUCGUUUUUGCGGUUUUUGUUUCAUUUCGGCGCGGGGUGGGGGUGGCUCGGCUCCACUCCAGUCUCCGGAGCGGAGGAUGUCCGGCGAGAGCUGCGUCGGGCGGCCGCUUUUCGGCGGCGCCCUCUCCACCGCCUUCCCCGUCCGGUUCCAGGAUGUGAGCAACAUCCGGGAAGUCCCCGACCAUCAGGAGGUGUUCGUUGAUCCGGCCCGCGACGAGAGCCUCAUCUUCGAGCUGCUCGACCUCAAGGGCGAGGUGGAGGACGCCGGCAGCGCGCUCUGGUUCCUGCGGGACAUCGCCAACGAGCAGGACGCGGGGGAUAACUUGGUGGUCGAGCAUUCUGGAACGCUUGAGCUAGCCGGUCUACGUUUUGGAGAUACUCCUGCAGUUGCUGAAACCGCGGUUGGUCAGCUGGCUGUCUCGAAAGGAAGGCAAGGCAGAGAAGCACAGAACAUUGUUCGACUUUACUUGGCCAAUAUACGCCUCAAGAAUGCAGCAACUGAUGUAGUUAUUACUGCAUAUGAGCCACUGUUGAUAAACCCCUUGAGUGAAAGCUCCACGGCUGUUGCAGCUGGUCCAGCAGUACCUGCUGAACAAGCAGGAUGCUUGCCAAUGUCUGAGAUCUUCAAGCUGGCUGUGAUGAACUUCAAUGUCCAUGACUGGAACCUUUUCAAUGGCAGCGCUUAAAACAGGGUGGAUAAUUUGUCAUAAUACCAUUACGCGAGCAUUGCAGGAAUUUUUUCCUUGACCUAGCAUCUGAACAUUAUUUUGGAUGGGCAAUAUUCGGUGUGUUAAUGUAUUGUCAUCAGCAGACGCCCUCACUCAGUAUAUCAUGUUAGCUUCACGAGUUUACUCAAUUGGCCCGUGUUAGUAAUAGCAAGUACUAAAUCAGUAAAGAAGAGUUUUGUGUAUCCAUAAAGUUGGCUAUGAAUUCUGGAGUUCUUCAUUACGUUGUUUGAGUCGACUGGUUUGAAAAGUUCCUCCCGAGAUCAAUUAGAUUUCUUCUUUCAAAAAAUCAAUUGGAUUUGCCGGAAGGGAAAAUGUCGUUCUCCCUGCAUUGUAUGGACUGGAACAUUUGUCCUACACAAUACCAUAUAUUAUUGAUCCCUUACUCAUUGCAACAGGCACCAAGGGUCCAGGAUGACGA
This is a messenger RNA of Oryza brachyantha (malo sina), 1340 nucleotides long. Its product is annotated as ran guanine nucleotide release factor. The coding region runs from base 272 to 880 and encodes 202 amino acids. The transcript is spliced from 7 exons. Gene Ontology annotation, molecular function: small GTPase binding; guanyl-nucleotide exchange factor activity. Gene Ontology annotation, biological process: protein import into nucleus. The record is from RefSeq and is a predicted model, not a curated record. Gene Ontology annotation, cellular component: nucleus. Lineage: Eukaryota; Viridiplantae; Streptophyta; Magnoliopsida; Poales; Poaceae.